Molecule: messenger RNA, 5685 nt
Organism: Penicillium manginii
Lineage: Eukaryota; Fungi; Ascomycota; Eurotiomycetes; Eurotiales; Aspergillaceae
Product: putative AMP binding domain protein
Exons: 4
Coding region: 1-5685 (1894 amino acids)
Cellular component (GO): cytosol
Source: RefSeq, a predicted model, not a curated record
AUGUCGGACGAAAGCCCCGAGCUUCAAUCCGCAUUGCGGACCCUGGACCGAGAACUAGAGGAGGGUGAUAUCACCGAGAAAGGAUAUCAAAAGCGACGUACCCUCCUACUUUCCCAGUUCCUUGGCCCAAAUAAACCGCUUGACCUCAAUGCCCACGCGCCCUCAGGCCACGAAGACUCCUUGAGCGGCUCCCAUAAUGGCCCUCCCGCGAUUCUAAAUGUUCGGCCACCCACUGCCGAUUCAUCACAUCCUACCAUUUCGUCCCCCACGUAUGCCACUGCGUACGAAGGUAGUGGAGGGUAUGGGUACGACCACACGAACACGAAGAACCCCUCCCCGGCACCCACCGGAGGGUCCCACGACAGAGAUAGCACCGGCAUGCUGCAGACAUUCGACCGAGCGCCAUCUGCAGCGUCAUAUGAUUCGCUUUUCCUCCCCAGGCCUGGACCCGGGGGAUCUCAAGGCCCGGAUGGCUCUCGGACGGCCACCUUAAUGAGCCAGAACUACGCCUUCAACCCUGAAACACAACCCGAUUAUGCGCAGCCUGAUUAUGCGCAGCCUGAGUAUGCUCAAGAAGAGUACCCCCAACAAGAAUACUCCCAGCCUGAGUACGCCCAACCCGAGUAUUCCCAGGCGGAGUAUGGCCAACCUGAAUACGCGCAUGAUGACAUGGGAGCCUACGACCCUGCAUCGGGAGGUGUCACGCGGCAGUCAACAAUGCUUGACUCGCAGCAAGGAUACUUCUCAGAUUUUGCCGGUCAGCAGCAUGAUGAUUAUAGAGAUAGCUAUGGUGGUGGAGGAUUUCACCGUUACUCUCAAUCCGGCGAAGCAUUCUCUCCGACGGCAAACAUGGCGCCGCCUUUCAUCCCGCCAUCAGAGCUGACCCAGCACGGCCCUGCCAUUCAACAUUUACUUCCUCUCGAGCCCCGAGACAUCCCGUUUGCCGUGAACGAUCCGCAUGAAAAAAAUACCCCCAUGUCCUCUUUCGACAACCUUCCGGCUGUUCUCCGACAUCGCGCACGAGCCCAUCCGAAGCAACCAGCAUACUGGGUAUUGGAUCAGAAAGGCAAGGAAAUUGCAUCUAUCACGUGGGACAAGCUGGCUAGCCGUGCGGAGAAGGUCGCCCAGGUUAUUCGCGACAAGAGCAAUCUGUAUCGUGGAGAUCGUGUUGCCUUGAUCUAUCGCGAGACCGAAAUUAUCGAAUUCGCCGUUGCUCUUUUGGGCUGUUUCGUCGCCGGAGUGGUUGCCGUGCCUAUCAAUAGCCUUGAUGACUAUCAAAGUCUGAACCUAGUACUCACCUCAACCCAAGCCCAUCUUGCCUUGACAACGGAAAACAACUUGAAAGGGUUCCAGCGUGACAUCACUGCACAAAAGCUCAACUGGCCUCGUGGCGUCGAAUGGUGGAAGACAAAUGAGUUUGGAAGCUUUCAUCCCAAAAAGAAAGAUGAUUCCCCUCCGCUCGUUGUUCCCGACUUGGCUUAUAUCGAGUUUGCUCGAGCGCCGACAGGAGAUAUGCGUGGCGUGGUGAUGAGCCACCGUACAAUCAUGCACCAGAUGGCGUGUCUCAGCGCAAUCGUCUCGACUGUACCUACCGACUCGAGCUCUAAGCAGUUCGCCAAGGGAGAGACUAUCAUCAGCUACUUAGACCCGCGACAAGGCAUCGGUAUGAUUCUGGGGGUUCUCCUGACUGUAUAUGGAGGCCACACAACUGUAUAUCAUGAAGAUCGAGCGGUGGAGACUCCUGGUCUGUACGCCCAUUUGAUCACCAAGUACCGUGCGACAAUCAUGGCAGCCGAUUAUUCUGGACUGAAGAUUGCUGCGUACAACUACCAACAAGACCCUAUGUCGACGAGGCACUAUAAGAAGAAUUCCGAGCCCAACUUCAGCAGCGUGAAACUCUGUCUGAUCGACACCCUCACGCUUGAUUCAGAGUUUCACGAGAUUCUGACCGACAGAUGGCUGCGUCCAAUGAGAAACCCACGAGCCAGAGAGAUCGUUUCACCAAUGCUAUGUUUGCCAGAGCACGGUGGAAUGGUCAUCAGCAUGCGCGAUUGGUUGGGUGGCGAGGAACGAAUGGGAUGUGCACUCACACAUGAGAUGGAUCCGGCAGAACGCGAUUCCAAGAAAGAUGAUGCCAAGCUCGAGAAAUCUGAGACCAACACUGGAUUUGGUAGCAGUCUUCUGGGCGGCGGAUCUCGCGUAUCGGCACCCAAAGAGACCGGAAAGAAUGACUUGGCUGAGGUGCUUCUUGACAAAGAAGCACUAAAGAGUAACGAGGUUGUUGUUUUGGCGAUGGGUGAAGAUGCUCGAAAGUAUGCUAGCACUAUGCCGCAUGCAGUCCGGGUUGGUGCCUUCGGUUACCCGAUCCCCGAUGCCACACUUUCCAUCGUUGACCCUGAAACCAAUCUUCUCUGCACUCCCAAUGUUAUUGGUGAAAUUUGGGUUGAUUCACCUUCUCUCUCCGGAGGUUUCUGGGCCCUACCGAAACACACCGAGGCAAUUUUCCAUGCCCGUCCAUACAAAUUCGAAGAUACAAACCCGACCCCUAUCCUUGUGGAGCCCGAAUUUCUUCGAACAGGUCUACUGGGCUGCGUGAUCGAAGGUAGGGUAUUUGUCCUUGGUUUGUAUGAAGAUCGACUGCGCCAAAAGGUGGAAUGGGUCGAGCACGGCCAAGACGCCGUCGAGCAUCGAUACUUUUUCGUUCAGCACUUGGUGGUCAGCUUGCUCAAGAAGAUCCCGAAGAUCCAUGAUUGCACCGCAUUCGAUGUUUUUGUGAACGAUGAACAUCUACCGGUCAUCGUGUUGGAGUCAUAUGCAGCGUCAACAGCACCUACAACAUCCGGUGGUCCACCCCGCCAACUAGACCAGGUCUUGCUAGACUCGCUCGCAGAGAGAUGCAUGGAGCUUCUUUACCAAGAGCAUCAUCUUCGUGUCUACUGUGUCCUACUCACGGCUCCAAACACACUUCCUCGAGUGACCAAGAAUGGUAGAAGAGAAAUCGGCAACAUGCUUUGCCGCAAAGAGUUUGAGGCAGGCAUGCUACAAGCUGUGCAUGUCAAGUUCGGAGUUGAGCGGUCUGUUCAGAAUCUGCCAGUGGGAGUUGAUCUCGAGGGUGGUAUCUGGUCUCCUCUUGCUUUGGCUUCAAGACAGGAGCUGCUUGCAUACUCAGAGAAGCAAUAUUCGGGUGUGGACUAUCGCGAUGUUGUAAUGGAUGACCGAACAUCUACGCCACUGAACAAAUUCAACACGAUUGUCGAUCUCCUUCAAUGGCGCGUGUCACGCCAGGCCGAAGAACUGGCUUAUUGCUCUAUUGACGGCCGCGGAAAGGAGGGCAAGGGUAUUACUUGGAAGAAAUUCGAUUUGAAAGUCUCUGCGGUGGCAACUUACCUGAAGAACAAGGUCAAGGUUCGACCGGGUGAUCACCUCAUUCUGAUGUACACCCAUUCCGAAGACUACAUCUAUGCUGUCCAUGCUUGCUUCUGCUUGGGAGUUGUGGUCAUUCCAAUGGCUCCAAUUGACCAAAACCGUCUAGCCGAGGAUGCCCCGGCAUUCUUACAUGUCAUCAACGAUCUAGGUGUGAAGGCCAUUAUUGUGAACUCCGAGGUGGAUCACGUCAUGAGGCAGAAACUCGUAUCCCAGCACAUCAAGCAAUCGGCCCAAGUUCUGCGAAUUGGUGUGCCCGCUAUCUACAACACUUCCAAACCUUCCAAACAGUCUCACGGCUGUAAAGAGCUUGGCUACACCGUGAAGGAUGCCUGGCUACAAGGCAACCCAACUGCCAUGGUUUGGACCUAUUGGACCCCAGAUCAGCGACGCAUCUCUGUUCAAAUUGGGCAUGAUACCAUCAUGGGCAUGGCUAAAGUACAGAAAGAGACAUGUCAAAUGACCAGUAUGCGCCCGGUGCUCGGUAGUGUACGCAGCACUUUGGGUCUUGGUUUCCUUCAUACAUGCCUGAUGGGUAUUUAUGUUGGAGCUCCCACCUAUUUGGUCUCCCCUGUCGACUUUGCUCAGAACCCAAUGACGCUCUUCGUGACGCUCGCCAGGUAUAAGAUCAAGGACACUUACGCCACAAGUCAAAUGCUGGACUACGCCAUGAGUACUAUCUCCGGCAAGGGCUUCCAGCUUCAAGAACUCAAAAACUUGAUGAUUUCUGCAGAGAGUCGACCUAGAGUGGACAUCUACCAGAAGACCCGCUUGCACUUCGCCUCAGCCGGCUUGGAUCGUACCGCGAUUAAUGUUGUGUACUCUCACGUUCUCAACCCGAUGAUUGUAACACGCUCGUAUAUGUGCAUUGAGCCUAUCGAGCUCUACUUGGACAUCAGAAGCCUUCGUCGCGGUCUUAUUUACCCCGUGGAUCCCGAUGCCGAUCCUACUGCGCUUCUACUCCAGGACUCCGGCAUGGUGCCUGUGAAUACCCAAAUCGCAAUCGUGAACCCGGAAACUUGCACUCUGGCUCAUGUGGGUGAAUAUGGUGAGAUCUGGGUCCAAUCAGAUGCUUGCGCCGCUGGAUUCUACAAGUCGAAGCAAGAGUUUGAUUAUGAGAGGAUGAAUGGCCGCGUUGCGGAUGGAGAUCCCAAUGUGCCGUACGUUCGCACCGGUGAUCUGGGUUUCCUCCACACCGUGACUCGACCUAUUGGUCACGGCGGACAGCCCGUGGAGAUGCAGGUUCUCUUCGUAUUGGGAAGCAUCGGCGAGACCUUUGAGGUCAAUGGCUUGAACCACUUCCCCAUGGAUAUUGAAACCUCAGUGGAAAGCUGCCACCGCAACAUCAUGAAUGGAGGAUGUGCUAUCUUCCAAGCUGGUGGGUUGAUUGUGGUCGUGGUCGAGGUCACUCGUAAGGCCUUCCUGGCCUCCCUUGUUCCUGUCAUCGUCGAUACCAUCUUGGGCGAGCACCAGGUGGUGGCGGAUAUUGUUGCUUUCGUCUCUCACGGGGACUUUCCUCGCUCGCGUCUCGGCGAGAAGCAACGCGGAAAGGUUCUGGCAUCCUGGGUGACCCGCAAGCUACGGACACUCGCUCAGUUCAGCAUUCGCGACAUGGAUGGGGACCACCCCUUCGCGGAUGUGGUCCAGCACCGUGCUAGCAGAAGCUCUAAGCCUGGCAGUACUAUGGGUAACAGCAUGCGCAUGUCGACUAUGCACGAGGAUGAUACCCCUCCUUUGCCACAUUCGCCAGUUGGAAUGGCUCUGGAGGACAGAAAUGAAACAUCUCAAGGACCACCAUACCAGGAAAUGCCGCGCCGGGGCACUCUCCCUGAGCUUGACACCAGAACUGACCAUAGCGUCCCCGCCACGCCAGUUUCUGCAGCCCAUUCUGCGCUACCUUAUAUUCAGGAGCCUCAAUCUGCUACAAUUAUGAGUGCAGACGAUGAUCACUUCAAUUCGAUGGGAUACGAACACCAACAAGGCACUACCACAGACACGGAUCGUAACUUCCGAUUCAGCUUCGAAAUGCCUAGCACCCCGAUGGAUCAAUUACCUCAAGGAUCGGCACAGCCCACCCGCCAGCAUUUGCCGAGGGGUGACUCGCUUCCUCAUCACCAAGCCGGCAUCGCAGACCCCACAUACGCUGAGAAGCCCCGGCCAGGUACCCAGGAAAGCGGCGUGAUCGAUGAUUGGCCCGCCGAGGCCCUGAUGUACCAGUCGGCCUUGGGCGAUGACGGUCAAGCUGCAGCGCACAGGCGCUAG